Molecule: messenger RNA, 9337 nt
Organism: Chaetomium strumarium
Lineage: Eukaryota; Fungi; Ascomycota; Sordariomycetes; Sordariales; Chaetomiaceae
Product: polyketide synthase
Exons: 6
Coding region: 156-8990 (2944 amino acids)
Biological process (GO): secondary metabolite biosynthetic process; fatty acid biosynthetic process
Molecular function (GO): fatty acid synthase activity
Source: RefSeq, a predicted model, not a curated record
CAAACGCUUCCGGCAGGCAGUGACCAGUUGUUCAACAAUACUGUGUUGUUCAGUGCCGUCACGAUCACGGGGACGCUGUACUGAGUACAAGUAUCGAACCGACUCAACUUCAUCAGGUACACACUUCAGACACCGCCAUCUGCCAAACUGCCACCAUGCCAUCCAAGAUUGAAACUGCGCCGCAAGAGCCCAUCGCCAUUGUGGGCAGCGCCUGCCGCUUUGCCGGCGAUGCGAGUUCCCCCUCGAAGCUGUGGGACCUCCUCCGCGAGCCUCGCGAUGUCCGGUCCGAGAUCCCCGACAGCCGGUUCAGCGCGAAUGGCUUCUACCACCCCGACGCGGCGCACCACGGCCGUUCCAACGUGAAGCACUCGUAUCUCCUGAACGAGGACCCCGCCGCCUUCGAUGCCGAGUUCUUCGGCAUCAACCCCAUCGAGGCCCGCGCCAUGGACCCCCAGCAGCGGAUCCUCCUCGAAACCGUCUACGAGGCGGUCGAGUCGGCCGGCAUGACCCUCGACGGCCUGAAGGGAAGCGACACGGCCGUCUAUGCGGGUGUUAUGAUAGGCGACUACGAGGCUAUGUUGCUGCGUGACUUGGAUGCCGCUCCGACGUAUUUCGCGGUAGGCACGUCGCGGGCCAUCUUGUCCAACCGUGUCUCGUACUUCUUCGACUGGCAUGGCGCCGCGGUUACCAUCGACACGGCCUGCUCUUCGAGUCUUGUGGCCGUGCACUCGGCUAUCCAGACGCUCCGCGCGGGGGACUCACGCAUGGCUGUGGCGUGUGGUGCCAACGUCAUCCUGGGCCCGGAGACGUACAUCAUCGAAAGCAAGCUUAAAAUGCUAUCCCCCGACGGCCGCGGCCGCAUGUGGGACAAGGACGCCAACGGCUACGCGCGUGGCGAUGGUGUGGCAGCCAUCUUGCUGAAAACGCUGAGCGCGGCCAUCGCCGACGGGGACCACAUCGAGUGUAUCAUCCGCGAAACAGGGCUCAACCAGGACGGAACGACGACCGGGCUGACCAUGCCGAGCGCGGCAGCCCAGCGGGCGCUGAUUCGGAGCACAUACGCCAGAGCUGGGCUCGAUGUACAUGCUCCGGCAGACCGUCCUCAGUUCUUCGAGGCGCAUGGCACAGGCACACCGGCUGGCGAUCCCGUGGAAGCAGAGGCAAUCAGCACUGCAUUCUUCGGCGGGGAGAAAGGGGCAAGCAACAGCGACCCCCUAUUCGUGGGCUCCAUCAAGACGGUACUCGGCCAUACCGAGGGCACGGCCGGCAUCGCAGCGCUUCUCAAGGCGAAGUUGGCGCUCCAGAACGCCUGCCUCCCCCCAAACCUCCUUUUUGACAAGCUCAGUCCGUCCGUGGAGCCAUUCUACCAAAACCUCCAGAUCCUUCGCGCCGCCAAACCUUGGCCGACCGUCCCGACGCGACGAGCCAGCGUGAACAGCUUCGGCUUCGGGGGUACCAAUGCCCACGCUAUUCUAGAAAGCUAUGAGGAUCGGGAUCGCGGACGUGCCGAUGCCAGGGCGCUGUUCACCCCGUUCGUCUUCUCGGCAGCAUCCGAGCACUCGCUCCGGGCCACGCUCUCGGCAUAUGCCGCGCAUUUGGGCGACCAUCCGGAGACGGACGUGCACGACUUGGCAUACACGCUGCGAGAGCGCCGGACCGUCUUUUCUCACCGGGCCGCCUUCCCGGCGACGAGCAUCGAGGCGCUCAGGGCCAACAUCCUAGCGCGCCUGGAGAGUCAGGACAGCAACGUCGGCACGAGGACGCUGUUGAAACGCGGCGGAGAAGGCUCUCCCAGCCCUCCCAAGAUGCUGGGCGUGUUCACCGGCCAGGGUGCCCAGUAUCCGCGCAUGGCGGCCGAGCUCAUCAGAGAAUCACCGCUCGCCGCCAGGAUCAUCCGCGACCUGGAGGUUUGUCUCGGCGAACUCCCUGUGCCCGACCGUCCGUCCUGGUCGCUCGAGGCCGAGAUCCUGGCGGCGCCGUCCGUCUCCCGGAUGGGCGAGAGCGCCAUCUCCCAGCCGCUCAACACGGCCGUGCAGAUCAUGCUCGUGGACCUCCUGCGUACGGCCGGCAUCCACUUCGACGCGGUCGUGGGGCAUUCGGGAGGCGAGGUGGGCGCCGCGUACGCCGCCGGCUUUCUGACAGCGCGCGAUGCGCUCUGUGUGGCCUACUACCGCGGGCUGAACUGCAAGCACGCGCGCAGCCCCAACGGCAGCCACAUCGCCGGCGCCAUGCUCGCCGUGGGCACCUCGGCCGCCGACGCCGCCGAAAUCUGCAACGAUCCCGACUUUUCCGGGCGCAUCUCGGUGGCGGCCGUCAACUCGUCGACCAGCGUUACCAUCUCGGGCGACGAGGACGCCAUCGCGGAGCUCGAGGUCAUCGUGGAGGAGGAAAAGAAGUUCCACCGCCGGCUGCGCGUGGACAAUGCCUACCACUCGCACCACAUGGUCUCCGCGGCCGACCCCUACCUCCAGGGCAUGAGACGUGCCGGCAUCAAGGCCCGCCAGCCCACGCCUACAUCGCACCCCCCCUGCACAUGGUUCUCCAGUGUCUUCGACGGACGGCCCAUGGAGUACUCGCCCGAGCUCAGCGACGAAUACUGGGUGCAGAACAUGGUCAAGCCGGUGCUUUUCUCGCGCGCGCUCGAGGCGGCCCUAUCGUCAGCGUCAUCGUCAGGUGCCUCCUUCGACGCCGCGCUCGAGGUGGGUCCCCACGCAGCGCUGAAGAGCCCCGCCGGCCAGACCAUCCAGGAGGUGCUCCAAAAGCCGCUCCCCUACCAAGGCGCGCUGUCACGAGGAAGCCACGCCAUCGAAGCCUUCUCGACCGCCCUGGGUUUCCUAUGGUCCCACCUGGACAAGGGAUCGGUGGCACUGGGAACCUGUGAGGCGGCGCUGUCCGGGGGUUCCGGGGCGGAGCCACGCUUCCGCUUCCGCGUCCUCAAGGACCUGCCGCCAUACCAGUGGAACCACGGGACCAAGUUCUGGCACGAGUCCCGGAGGUCGCGCCACAUGCGUCUGCGUCAGCCGGCCUUCCACCCGCUCCUCGGCGACCCGACCCCUGACAGCAGCGCCCAGGCGCUGCGCUGGAAGAAUAUGCUGAAGCCCAGCGAGAUGCAGUGGUUGGAAGGUCACACGGUGCAGGGCCAAACCGUUUUCCCUGCGGCGGGAUACGUGGCCACCGCACUGGAGGCGGCCCGUGUGCUCGCUGCUGGUUCCGCUAGGAAGAGCAUCCGGCUCAUCGAGUUGAGCAACAUGACGAUCCACCAGGCUGUCGCCUUCAGCGGCAACAACGACGCCGGGAUCGAGGUGCUGGUCGAGCUCACGCACAUCUCGCACGACCCGAACCAGCCGGACUGCCUCAUCGCCCAGUUCACCUACUCAGCAGCGCUGGGCGGCGAGACGGCGUCGUCCGACCUCACACUGGCCGUCGACGCCGAGUUGCGCCUUUUCCUGGGCGAAGAUGCCUCGCCGAACCUCCUCCCGGAGCGGCAGCCCAAGCCACCCCACAUGAUCCCGGUCGAGGAGGCCCGUCUGUACGGCUUUAUGGAGAGCCUUGAGUACAACUUCAGCGGGCCCUUCCGCUCCCUCGUCACGCUUGAGCGCAAGCUGGGGCGGGCCGCGUGCGUGGCCAAGCGGGCGUCGACCCCCGACUGCGCGGGGCUGCUGAUCCACCCGGUCGAUCUGGACGCCGCGUUCCAGUCCAUCAUGGUCUCGUACAGCUACCCGGGUGACGAGCAGCUGCGGAACCUGCAUCUUCCCACCACCAUCUCCAAGAUCCGCGUGAACCCCUCGGCAUUGGCACAACCAGAGGAGGUCGUCAGCGAGGAGGCUGACCUGAAGUUCAUGGAGGUGGACUCGACCUGCAAUCCCGAAGACCGCUCGAGCCCUGGAUCCGGCUUCUCGGGCAACGUCAACAUCUACGUCCACGGCUCUCGCCACGCCGCUGUGCAGGUGGACCACGUACUCUUCAAGCCUAUGGGCGCGGCGGCCAGCGACGACCACAAUAUCUUCUGCAAGAUGGACCUGGUGCCCGCGAAACCGGACGGCUACGCCGCUGCCGAGGGGAUUCCCGUAACGCAGUACGAGAGAGACGUGAUGUGGAUCCUAAGCCGCAUCGUCAACUUCUAUCUGCGCCGCUUCGACCGAGAUGUCCCCGAGGACUCCCCCGCCAGGUCCGAGGCUCCGCUGUGCCACUACCUCCACUAUGCCCGCUACAUCACGGGCCUCCUAGACCGGGGCGAGAACAAGUUCGCCAAGGACGAGUGGCGAAACGAUACGCUGCAGGACAUUCUGGAUGAGAUAGAGGCCAAGGGAGUCGGCAACAACUCCGACGUCCGAAUCAUGCUUCUCGUCGGCGAGGUCAUGCCGCGGGUCUUUAACGGAGAGACCACCAUGUUGGAGCAUUUCCGCGAAUCCGGGCUGCUGGAUGAAUACUACGCCCGCGGGUUUGGGACGAUGCAGUCGGCGCAGUGGCUGGGCAGCGUCGUCAAGCAGAUCGCGGACCGCCACCCUCACCUGAACCUUCUCGAGAUUGGCGCCGGCACGGGGGGUGCUACGAAAUACAUCCUCAACGCCAUCGGCAAGACCUUCGACAGCUACACCUUCACCGAUAUCUCCUCCAGCUUCUUCGAGAACGCGGCCGAGGCAUUGUCCCCCUGGGCGGACCGCAUCGUGUUCAAGACGUGCGACGCCGAGCGGGACCCCGUAGAGCAGGGCUUCGCGCAAGGGACCUACGACGUCGUGGUCGCCUACAUGGUGCUGCACGCCACGGCCCGGCUCGACGAGAGCGUGCGCAAUCUGCGCAAGCUUCUCCGCCCGGGCGGAUUCCUGCUGAUCGGCGAGGGCAGCAGCGACGGCAUGAUGCAGGUGGGCGCUGGCUUCAUCUUCGGAACGCUGCCCGGCUGGUGGAGAGGUGUCGACGAGGGCCGCACGCUGUCGCCGCUCGUCAACGCCGCGCAGUGGGACGACAUUCUCAAGCGCAACGGCUUCUCCGGCAUCGACACCAUGUCUCCCCCCAAGCUCCUCGACACCUUCGGCAUCACGCUGUUCGUUACGCAGGCCGUCGAUGCUCGGAUCGAGCUGGCCCGGGACCCGCUGUCCGUCCCCAUUGGUAACUCUGUCAAGGACGUCGUCCUCGUGGGCGGUCAGACGCCUGCGGUCGAGAAGCUUGCCCGGGGCGUGGAGAACAUCCUCACGGGCCUCGGCUGUCAGGUUCACGCGUAUUCCACGCUCGAGCAGAUGGACGUCGACAGGGUCGUGAGCCCCGAGGGCAGCAAAAUCAUCAGCCUAGCAGACCUCGACCACCCCGUGUUCCAGGACAUCACCCCCGAGAGGUGGUACAGCUUCCGCCGCCUCUUUGAGGGCCAGAAGUCGGUGCUCUGGCUGACCAAGGGCCGGCUCCGGGACGAGCCAUAUCACAACAUGACGGUCGGAUUCGGGCGGUCGGCGGUGCACGAGGACGAUGACCUGCACCUUCAGUAUCUGGACAUACCCGACAUUAGCCAGAUCGACGCCAAAACCGUCGUCGAGGCCUUUGUGCGCUUCAACUCGAAACAGCUCCAGAGCCGGGACAUCCUGUACACUGUGGAGCCCGAGAUCAUCCUGGACGAGCAGGGCCGCGAGCUGGUGCCUCGCCUGACCACGAUUCCGGCGGCCAACAACCGCCUGAACUCCACGCGGAGGCUCAUCGACCACGAAGUGGACGUGCGCAAGUCGGUGGUCGAGCUGGUGCAGGAUGGUGGGGCUGGGACCUGCUGCGUCAGGCAGCUGUCGAGAUACGACGAGCGCGUAGGAAGGUCGAGGCCCGAUAGUAUCGAGCUGCGCACUACCCACGCCAUCUUGUCUGCCAUCAAGACCCCAAUCGGCCACCGGUUCCUCGCUAUCGGUGCGGCCCCAGAGGGUGUUCGGUAUCUAACGCUCGUGUCGUCCCUUGCCUCGGUCCUCCACCUCCCCGUGCAGCAUGCCGUGCCCCUUGGCGCCUCCUCCAGCCUCUCCGAGAGUACCAUUCUCAGGCUCGCCGCCGCUCAGCUGAUCGCCGCAGCCAUCGUCGGGCCCUUGUUUGCCGGACAAAGGAUCGUCACGCACAACGCGCCAGAUGAAUUGGCUCGGGCCAUCGAAUCCCAGGCUGCGCAGAAACAGAUCCAGGUCACCUUCGUGGCGGAUACUACUAGUAGCAGUACUUCGGAUGAAGCGCCCCGUACUAAUCUUCCCGGCUCCUGGAUUCAGCUGCCUCAAUAUGCCGGAAAGGCGGAAGUGAGCCAGCUACUCCCAGCGGAUAUUGCCGUCUUUGUCGGCUUCUCCGGGCACGAAUCAGCCAACGAGCAGACGCUCCUCUCGGCGCUGCCGUCUUACUCUCGCAGGGAGACCGCCGGCACCAUCUACUUGCCGCAUGCCGUCGAAUUCGGCACUUCCACCGAUGAACUGCUGGGACACACACUCACGGCGGCCGCUCAAUAUGUUCAGGAGAAUUUGAGCCAGCAAGCCACUGAGUCAGCAACAGCGGUGCCCCUGGAAACUAUCGCCGGCAAAGCACGUCCCCAAGACCCGCUGGCAGUAGUCGACUGGACCUCGGCAACUGUGGUCCCUGCUCGGGUAACUCGAUUCGACAUCAUUCCGCUCUUCAAGAACGACAAGACGUACUGGCUCUGCGGUCUCUCGGGCGCGCUCGGUAUUUCGCUCUGCGACUGGAUGAUCGACCGCGGAGUGAGGUAUCUGGUCCUCACCAGCCGCAACCCCAAGAUCAACCAGGAAUGGAUCGACAACCACGCGGCGAAGGGUGUAACCAUCCGGACGCUGUCUUGCGACGUGACAGACGAGGCUGCCCUCCGAGCGGUGCACAAGACCAUUGUCGACACGUUUCCUCCCAUCGUCGGCGUGCUCAACGGCGCCAUGGUACUCCGAGACGGCAUGGUGCGCAACAUGGUGUACGAGCAGGUGACCGACGUGAUCCGGCCCAAGGUGCUCGGGAGCAUGCACCUCGACCGCAUCUUCCACGACGUGGACCUCGACUUCUUCGUGCUGCUGUCGUCCAUCAACUGCGUCAUCGGCAACGUCGGCCAGGCCAACUACGCGGCCGCGAACAUGGGCAUGUGCGGCGUGGCGGCGGCCCGGCGACGGCGCGGUCUGGUGUCCAGCGUGGCCAAUGUGGGCGCCAUCAUCGGCGUCGGCUACAUCACCCAGUCGGCGCGCCAGCUCGAUCUCACGGUGGCGAACACGCACCUCACCCAUCUGUCCGAGGAGGACUUCCACCAGAUCUUCGCCGAGGCCAUGGAAGCCGGAUACCCGGACUCGCCCGACGGGCCCGAGAUCUCCACGGGCCUGCUCGAGAUCGCGCCCGAUACGCCCAACAUGCCCAAGUGGUACAGCGACCCCAAGUUCGCGCGCCUCAUCGUCAGCAAGACGGCGGACGGCGGCAAGGGGGGCAAGGAGAACAAGGCCAGCGCAGCGUCCAUCCUGGACAGCCUCAAGGCGUGCCGCUCCGAGGAGGACGUCUUCCGGGUGGUCAAGAGCGCCUUUGCCGCGCAGCUGCGCAGGAUCCUGCAGAUCUCGACGGGCGACGACGACAUGAUGAACAUGCGCAGCAUCGAUCUGGGUCUCGACUCGCUCAUCUCGGUCGACAUCCGGUCGUGGUUCCUCAAGAACCUGCAGGUUAGCAUCCCCGUGCUCAAGAUCAUGGCCAACGACGCGCAGAUGUCGGAGCUCGUCGAGGCUGCUGUCGAAGGGAUCCCCGCCGAGCUGAUCCCCGAGGUCCGGGCCGACGCGAAGGGAGACGACAGCGGCUCCGAGACCAACAGCAACACCAACGCGGCCGCCACCCCGUCGAGCGGCACGUCAUUGAACGGACAGGUGCCCGAGCCCGAUACGGCAGCGACUUCGCCCGGUAGCGCUACUCCGCCGGCCAAGGGAGUCAUUCCUGGCAUCGACUGGGAAGCCGAGGCCCGUCCGCCGCCGGACUCAUUAUCGCGUCCGGCGGUGGACGGCCCCAACUUCAAGGCGCCGAACCCGACGCCGAGAGUCGUGGUGCUCACCGGAUGCACGGGGUUGCUGGGCCACCACCUCCUCGAGACGCUCGCAGCCGAGCCGUCGAUCGAGAAAGUGAUCUGCAUUGCCGUGCGGCAACUCGCCGACCGGCUGGCCAAGGGCGAGCUCCCCGCUCCGCCCAGCGACCGCAUCGUCUACUACGAGGGCGACCUCAGCGCUCCGCGGCUCGGGCUCUCGGAGGAGCAAGAGACGGCCAUCUUCAACGAGGCCGACGCUGUCAUCCACAACGGCUCCGACACGUCUCACCUCAAGUACUACUCGGCCGUGCGCGACAGCAACGUCGGGUCGACGAAACACCUUGUGCGCCUGUGCGUGCGCCGCAUGAUCCCGCUGCACUACAUCUCGAGCGCCGGCGUGGCCCUCUUCGCCGGGCUGGACGCCUUCCCGGAGAUCAGCGUGAUGACGACAAACAAGAAACCGCCCGCCGACGGCGCGCACGGCUACAUGUGCGGCAAGUGGGUGUGCGAGCGCAUGCUGGAGCAGGUGCACGCCGCCACGGGCCUGCCCAUCUGGAUCCAGCGCCCGUCUACCAUCAUCCGCGAGGGCGCCGACGCCACCAACGACCGCGCCGGCUUGGACUGGGUCAACGCACUGCUGCACUACGCCCACGCCAUCGCCGCCGUGCCCCGCGUCCACUACAACAAGGGCAGCUUCGACCUGGUCUAUGUGCGCAGCGUCUGCGCCGACGUCGUGGCCGGCCUGUUGCAUUCUUCUUCUACUGGUAUAACCUAUGUCAACAAUGUCGGCGACGUUGUGAUUCCUAUGCACCGUAUGGCUACCGAGAUUGCUCGCUAUCGCGGCCGCGAGGAGCAGCCCUACGAGGUGAUCCCCAUGGACGAGUGGAUGCGUCGCGCCAUUGCCGCGGGGCUGCAUCCGGCUGUGGCGGCCUUGAUUGAAACGUUUGACGAGCCCGGGGCGCCGUCGUACCCGAGACUACUGAAGAAGAAGGCAUGAAAUGAUCAAAGAGAGGGGAAAGGUCUUCUUUUAUUUUAGUACUAUUUUGCAUUGUAUUGCAUUGUUGGUGGGGUUUGUUUCUUGGAAGUAAACUGAAAUCAUAUACGGAGUAUAGGGUUGGGGAUUCCUAGAUAGCAACAGCAAUUGUUUGUUGUUACCAGCCAGCUUGCUCGCGAACUCUCAGGUGAGGCGGGCAGAUAGUUACUCGACGUGAUGAAGUUUGCGGCUGAGAUUCGAGCCCCCUGCAUUCUAGGCUGUAACUAUUCCGUAUUCAGGCUGCUUGUCCAAUCCGGCUGGGGGGUCUUCGGAUUUUUUCACUCCGGCGUAUGCCCGAAUGCGAUGGCCUG